AUGUGUGACUUCCUCAGUGCUGCGUUCAGCACAACCAAAUCAACUGUGCAGAAUAAAAAGAGAAGUAGCUUUGAGCUUGGCUAUGGGGAUGGUGAUGACUCUGGCACAAAGAAAGCUAGAUGUACAGAAAGUGGUAGAAGAGUAACUGACCCUACAUCAUGUGACCAGGGACCUCACACCAGGGGUCAGCACCGUCCAGGACCAGAGGCUGUUCCCAGUGACCAGAGAAUUCAAACUGACCAGCUGCAAGCCAUGAACACAACCACAAAGAAGAAGUUCACAUUUAAAUCUCCCAGAGGGAUUCGACCGAGUUUUAGUUCUAACUCUGCGACUGUUCCCUCCAACUCUGGACUGAGUGAAAGAAUGCCAUUGCCUUCCAUAGUUACAGACUUUGAUGAAAGCACUGACCACAAUGGAUCAGCAAAGUUAACAGGGUCUGGAACCCAUGGAGAAUAUACAAAAGAUGGAAACACUAGUAAGGCCCAUGGCUAUGCUUUAGACAGCUUGACAGCAGAGGAGAUAGCAGUGUCAUGUGACCUGGACCAGUGGUCAGAUGAUGACUGGUCAUGUGACAGGAACUUGAAGAAGAGUGGUAUUCUGGGUAAUGAAGGUGACCCAAGCAGCAGCUGCAGUGGACAGAAGUCGGUGCUGCCUUCUAUAGAAAAGAAAGUUUCUGAAAACGUUAGAAAAGCUGGUGAAUUGGGAAACAGGCAGUCUGAUAAUUCUCUGUCUGGUAUUAAAUCUGAUGGCAGUAAGGACUGUAAAUUUUUAGCAUCAUCUGAAACUAACAGAUAUUCUUUAGGAAAGAACGCAGUGGUAAAUUCCAUUCAUGAAUCAGUGUCUGCGAAUAAAGAAAGUUUGGAUUCAUCAUCAUUUAAUGGCGUAUCACCACAGACAGUGCCGCACUGUUCUGGCAGGUUAAGACCUCAGACAGUAACACCAUCUACCAGUAAGUCAUGCUCAGAUACUAAACCACUGUUCAAAAAUGCACUGGGUUCACAAACAUUAGAGACACCCACAUGUAAUAAUAAAUCAUCAACAAUUCAGUCAUCUAGUAAUGGUUUGAGAUCACAGACAGUUGCUCCCUCUAGCAGCAUGCUUAGACUGCAGACAAUGGAGACAUCUGGUGACCCGUCCACUCCACAGAGAGUAAUGCCAUCUAUCAAAAAGUUGGGAUCAGAGGGCCAUACGCCAUGGGGUGAAGUGCAAGCAUCUUCAAAAAAGAAGAGAAAGUUUCCAGGCCCAGCUGGGCUUCUGCCAAAGUUGAGUAAGGAAGCAGGUCUGUCUGAUACCAGGCUUCCAAGUCCAUGUGUGCCCACUGUGGUUGCUAAGGAAAACAAAACGCCCCUAUUUCCCUGCAGCCAGAGUUCACAGGAAGUGUUUGGUGGAGCCACCUGGAGGGCUAUGCUGCUUGAAGUGGGCAAGGCUGACUACGCCGCCAUUGCUGCAAAAUAUAGUCUUGCAAAUAUUGUCAGGAAAGCCAGCCAGAAGCUGUUACCAGAUGGUAAGGUUCCGGUCGUGUGUGCUGUCAUAGAGUCUAUACAAGCAAGAGAGGCAGAGGCUAGUCUACAGCUUAGGGACCCAUCUGGCACCAUCCAGGGCACAGUGCACAGACAGCUGGUGAAGGAAUACGGCACUCAGCUCCAGCUGGGCUCUGUGCUGGUAUUGCGUCAGGUGGGAGUGUUCAGCCCCUCAGCCAGGAACCACUACUUAAACAUCACCCCCAAUAACCUGGUGAAGAUCUACAGUGGCAGCAGCGGUGGGACAGGGGAAGGAACAGACAUUGGUGGUGGCAGCGGUGGGACAGGGGAAGGAACAGACACCGGUGGUGGUGGUGGUGAAAGUGGUGAUAGGAUCCAACGUAUUACUGUAGCCUGUGACCAGAGUCUGAAGGACAUUGUGCAGUCAGGAUUAAGUAUCCCUAGUGUGAGUAAGGUGGUACAUGGAGUAGCACCAAGAGGUGAGGGUCAGGUAUCUACUCAGAGUAACUCUGGUCAAGGGGCACCUGUUACUAGAAUUGGACUUGGUCAACAGAGGCAGACUAAUGACUGGUCAAAUAGUAAUGGUCAGCUGUCCAGAACACAUCAGAUAACCACUGGUCAAGGUUCGCCGACCUUAAAUAGGCAGUCACCAUCUUCAAACAUGCAAAGCGGACUAAGGCAGAGCAAUAACUGGAGGACUAGAGUGUCUUUGACUCCAGGAACAACUAGCAAUAUCCAAUCUCCUACCACAAACUUAUCAUCACUCCAGGCGCCAUCCAUUGCUGCAGCACAUGUUGUUGGACAAAAACAAAAUCCUGCACCGUCAAAUGUGCAGGGCAGCCAGUUUAAAACUGUCAGAACUUUUCAAUCAGUUGAUCCCAAUUUGACCUCUGCUACAAAUAAAUCAGAGACGAUGCCAGUGAAUAGAUCCUUGCCUGGUUUUGGUGCCAAAAUGAAUCAGGUUCGCAGUGCGCUGAACUCUCCCCCUGGACCAAGACAGCCCUUGCAGGGGACCACACUGAAGACAUCUAGUGGUGGGAAAUUUACCUUUAAAAAGACCGCAGGAGGCACAGGGAGUCCUGGGGGAACUAACUUGUCACCUGGGUCGCUUCAGGGCCAAUCUGUGUUUAGUGACAAUCAGAACUUGUCACCUUCAUUGGUUCAGGGCCAAAAGACUGUGUGCAAUAAAGGGGAUUCGUUUUCUAACAAGAUGGCUGCCAGCAAGGUUGUGGGAGUGCCUUGGGGUAAACCAGUUGGACAGAAGACUGCGGAAGAUUUAUGGAUGGAGGAUGACAACUUGGAUGAAUUGUUGUGUGGGCUAGGUGAUGACAACUUCUGAUUCUCCAGAUGGACAUAUCCUGUGUCAUCGUGUUGAUGCCAUUCCUGUUAAACAGAGAUUAAUUGUUGUCAAACGCUACUUCAUAUCCUGAAAUAACCUGUAUUGAAAAUGUUGACAGAAUGAGAGAAGAGCAUGCAGUAUCGACGCCUUCAUUUCAGUUUCUAGAAACUGUAUCAAAAAUUGAGGAAGUACAAUAGGAUGGUUCUAUCUUUUUACACGGUGGUAGGAUAAUUGAAGAGCAUUCUUUGUGCCUGCGUCAGUAGUUAUGAAGUGCCAUACAUCUUUGACCUGAGGGGAUGACCUUUUGAAGGUGUGCCUAUAAUUAAAUGGUGUUUUUUUAGUGCGAAUGCCAUCGGAACUUCUCACUUAUUCCUAUAAACGUCUGUUAAAUGGUCAGCAGCAGGCAAGAUAUUGAAAAAGGUGAAGGAGUGUUAAUAAAUUCCUCCCGUGUUUGAAAAUAAAUGGUGCAAUUUGACACCUGUUCCUGAGGGUGUUAGCGUGAUUCUUUUCUUCUCUUGGAAUCUGUCUAGGCUAUUAGAAAUCUUGGAGAAUUGAAAAUAUUUUGAAAUUAAGUAGUUAGGCUCAUGUGACCAAAAAGAUAAGACUGCAAAGUUGAUCGUUUGCAUGAUGGACAUUUUGAACGGGAACUUUCUUUAAACGUACUUUAGUCAGUAUGCUCGUGUGGAUGCCAUGUAAAACCUCAGCAACGUAGAAAACCCAUCUUGUCAUUACUCUACACCAGAGUGCAUCUGGCUUCUGAAUUUCUGUGCAAAAUUUCUCACAGUACAGGCACCUGCAAAAUCUGCCAGAGACAUAAUAUGUGAAAAUAUUCCUGAUGCCCUGAUGGAGGGUAUUUUGUAAACUGAGACUAGUGUACCAGUUAGGGAGAUAGCUCUCGUGUUCAAGGCCUGUAAGGUGAGGCUCACACCUUAAUUUCAAACAGGUGCUUUAGUCGGGUGCUGGAUCAGUGGUUGAAAGAUUACUGAAAAUGAAAACGAUUGGUUUUCAAAAACGUACAUACAGUACAGAUCUAGAUAUAAUAUGUAACAUAGAAUGUGCAAAAAAUAGCAUGUUGACGCUAUCAAAUUUAUGGUGCUUAGAA
Lingula anatina is the source of this 3922-nucleotide messenger RNA. RefSeq lists its product as uncharacterized. The record is from RefSeq and is a predicted model, not a curated record. Lineage: Eukaryota; Metazoa; Brachiopoda; Lingulata; Lingulida; Lingulidae. Gene Ontology annotation, biological process: recombinational repair.